AUGAUUCCUUCAACAUUUAUAUUUUUGACACACUAUAUCAAUUUAUUUUUUUUAACAGGUGAUUCUCAUUCAACAUCCCACCACACAUCAAUUACAAUUGGCAAAAAUGAAUCAACUAAGCAACUUGUUGAUUAUGAUUCGUCAGCAAGCGAGGACACUGAAAAUAGUGUGCCAUCUGUAAAGGCCACCUUUGAUGUUACUCCUAGAAAGAGGAAUUCCUCUUCCUUGCUGUUGAGCACAACACCCUUUAAAAGAAAGUUUAGUGACAACAUUUCUGAAAGCUGUCAUGACAGUCCAACUAAAAGACCAAUGAUAAAAUCUCCUCAAAAGUAUUACACCCCUAAAUGUUUGUGCGCACUUAUUGCAAAAAGGUCAAGCUCGUACAAGAAUGCUGGUAGGGAAUUCUUUGAGUGUCCAAGAGGAAAAUCAAUUGGUUGCACAUACUUCAGAUGGGCUGACACUCUCUACAACAUAGCUCCAAGAUGUAAUAUUGAUUCCAGUCUUGUCAAUGCAAGCAGUUCAUUGGACAAAGACAACUUGUUGAACGAUAGUGAUGAAGUGUUUUCUGAUCCGUCACUCAACCUUAUUCCAUCUCUCUUCGAUGCACCUAAUGCUCAAGCCCCAUUAGAAGACGAAAUCUUGGGUGAUAUUAACAAAACAGAACCAGAGAAAAUUGGUGGCCGGCCUGUCCGUUCUCGCUUGCUUCCCAAACGUCUUCGAAAAUCAUACCUCAUUGAUGAGACUCCUUGAAUAAAUUAAAAUUGUGACAUGA
Messenger RNA from Frankliniella occidentalis (western flower thrips), 772 nucleotides. RefSeq lists its product as uncharacterized. Lineage: Eukaryota; Metazoa; Arthropoda; Insecta; Thysanoptera; Thripidae. The record is from RefSeq and is a predicted model, not a curated record. The transcript has 9 exons. The coding region runs from base 1 to 750 and encodes 249 amino acids. Gene Ontology annotation, molecular function: zinc ion binding.